AUGAUUCUGAACAAGCUCUCGGGGCGACGCCGACAGCUUUUUCGUUCAUCACAGCAUGUUCUCCUCUCCUCCCAGAUCCUCGUUGAACUAUCUGACGUGAUCCCAUGCACAUCAAACGAACUUCCCAGAGAACUGCCGGAUACACCGACGGAGCGCACUCGAUACAAGCUUCCCACGGAGAGUGCCGCAGCCGCGCGAGAAACAAGUCCGGGGUGCGCAAUAUGCAUCAAUGGAACCGUCUACGGCGACAGAAAUAGUACAGACGAUUAUUCCGACAAACUACUUCCACUGCUCCUCAGGCGGAUAGAGGAACCAGGUGAUGGCGUCUCGUUUCGGAAGGGCGCAUCUAUUCGUGAAACGACAUUCGCAUCGUUGUCGCUGCAACUGCACAAGUCCUACUGGAUGUUGCACUUCGGCAACUGCGAACACUACUUUCUGAUCGAUCAAAUCAGACUCCUGCAUGCUUCCGAUCCGCCGCCCUCGGCAUAUCCGCUCACAACUCACAUCACACCGCCACUCCUCGACCUCUGUCGCGCAUGCAGCAAGGUGCCUGCUGUGUAUGCGAUCGACGGCGACAUAUUCGGCGAGACGCUGUUCGUGAAAUGCGGGCCUUGCUGA
Messenger RNA from Laetiporus sulphureus 93-53, 618 nucleotides. RefSeq lists its product as uncharacterized. The record is from RefSeq and is a predicted model, not a curated record. Gene Ontology annotation, cellular component: snRNA-activating protein complex. Gene Ontology annotation, biological process: snRNA transcription by RNA polymerase III; snRNA transcription by RNA polymerase II. The transcript is spliced from 3 exons. The coding region runs from base 1 to 618 and encodes 205 amino acids. Lineage: Eukaryota; Fungi; Basidiomycota; Agaricomycetes; Polyporales; Laetiporaceae. Gene Ontology annotation, molecular function: RNA polymerase III type 3 promoter sequence-specific DNA binding; core promoter sequence-specific DNA binding; RNA polymerase II cis-regulatory region sequence-specific DNA binding.